AUGGCGCAGCAGUUCCCGGGAAAUUUCCCCGGCAAUGGAAAUGGUAACGGCAACGGGUUCGGCAAUGGCAACGGCGGCAACGGAUUCGGAGGCAAUUUCAACGGCUUCGUCGAUUUCAACAUCCAAGAGGCAAUGCACACGCGGAGGAUCCAUGGCAUCCUCGGGACCAUCGCAUUCGUCAUCGUCUUUCCCAUCGGCUCCAUCGCCAUGAGAAUCAUCCCUGGUCGCUUCUCCUGGCUUCUUCAUGCUCUGAUCCAGAUGGCUGGCUUUGUUCUGUACAUAGCUGCCGCUGCGUUGGGUAUCAAGUUAACCCAGGAGGUUAGGUUUGGCGGCACAAGUCUGUACGAAAUUAGCACCAUCAACUUCCACCCCAUCAUCGGCCUUGUCAUCCUCGCCAUUUUCUUCUUCCAGCCCAUCUUCGGCUACAUCCACCACGUGCAGUUCAAGAAGUAUGGCGUCCGACAGAUCUGGUCGCACAUCCACCUCAUCAUUGGCCGCCUCCUCAUUCCCCUGGGUAUCAUCAACGGCGGUCUGGGGCUCUACAUCUCCAACUCGCCUAAGGAAUUCAAAAUCGCCUACGCCAUCCUCGCUGCCGUUUUCGGAAUUGCCUGGAUUUUUGUUGCCGUAAUCAGCGAGAGCCGUCGUGGUCGCCAGCCUGCGGUUGUGGUUGUGGAGGAGCACAAGCUCGCGAGGCGGUCUCGCGGACGCCAGAGUGGGAGCCGUGGAUCUUCCGUGUCGGACCCGAAGCUUUGA
Colletotrichum spaethianum is the source of this 753-nucleotide messenger RNA. Its product is annotated as cytochrome b561 and DOMON domain-containing protein. The coding region runs from base 1 to 753 and encodes 250 amino acids. Lineage: Eukaryota; Fungi; Ascomycota; Sordariomycetes; Glomerellales; Glomerellaceae. The record is from RefSeq and is a predicted model, not a curated record. The transcript has 2 exons.